CUAUAUAAACGCUAAAGCAGCGGACAGGGCGAAGAGGUAAUCUUAAGGUCCUACACCUCCACCACAAUGAGUACGGCCCGGUCGAAUCUCGAUUUCGUCAUCAUCGCCGACUCCACCUCGUCGAUGGUGGAAGUCCAACGGUCACUGAAAAAUACCCUUUUUCAAGUCUUCAACCUGGCAACACUGACGGGGUCCUUCAACCGGAUUGGUUUGAUGUGGUACACCGACUAUACGCUCCCUGCAAAGUAUCCAGUGACCUCCUGGUCUGGUUGGUGCACCUCAUUCACCGAAAUACAGGAGUUCAUCGGUAACGGAGAACUCUAUCCGGGUGGCGACGAACCGGAAGCAUGCAAGACUGCGCUUUGGGAGGUGUUGCAGCUUGUAGACGUCUCUCGAACUACCGUGGUCAUAUGGUACGGGGAUGCUGCGCCACAUCACAUCAGCAACGAUGACGGACACCCGAACUACUCAAGGGAACUGAAACGGUUGAAUCAAGAUUUCGAUUGGGUCCACCUUUGUCAACUCGCAGCCGCCCGGGGUUGCGUGGUUUGCCCCAUCAUCAAUACACAAGAACGAGCGGUCAUACCUUUCUUUGCUCUCAUCGCGACGAUAACGGGCGGUCAAGCGCAUACGAUCCCCGUAUCAAGCCCGGCGGAGGAAGUCACAAGAGAUACCAUUCGUAUCCUUUUGAGGAUCCUUGGGACCGAAUGUGGCCAUGUCGAGGCAAGCCGUAUGGGCUACGGCAAACCGCUGCCUUCAUUGGCAGCUAAGGAUGAGAACAGCCUUCAAGGAUACCUCCCGUUCGUGCCAGUGUACAGCAAGAAAAGCAAUCGGUACAGUAAUCCGCGCCGCACGGGCAAAACUGCCACCGCGACCGUGGUAGUCCCUGCGAUUCAAGUGCGAAUCGAAGGAGCGGAAGCCGGCGGGGAGGCGACUGCAACCGCAAUUGCAGGCAUGCCUUUCCAAUCCAAGAUACAUGGACAUGGUCUCUCCAUGAAGGAGCUCAGGCGGCGAUUUGCUGAAGAAGAGGGGUAUACCGAUAUCGCUUUCACUGUAUUCGAGAACAUCGUCAAGGACUCAGCAGCGCUUGUGUCUCUCACUUACAACAACGUCUUCGCUGCUGUAUGGCGCAAGGUGAUUCGACGGUUCCAUGACCCCCGAAGAAGCAAGAUAGCUAUUCAGUUCACUAGGAUGCUACAGACACUCAACACUUUGCAGAAACAGCAGGUUAGAGAAUGGCUUGAGGCGAGUUAUGAUGCAUUAGAGGAAAUUCAGGAAACCAUCGACCGGGUACCCGCGGAUAAACGUUAUCCGGCUUUAGCACUUCAAUCUGUGGAGACGUUUCGUCCGCAGGAGCUCACCGCUGUCACCAGCUCUUGCGACCGGGAAUCUCUGUCUCGAGUGAUCAAGCUCCUUGCGAAUGUUUACGUAAUCAAAGAGGAGAAGGCGAACGUGCGGUCGAUACCAUUAGCGCUGUCAGAUGGGGAUCUCAUCCCGCUUCUACCUCAUCUGAUGUGCAAAGGGCUUACCUUUUCAUCGAGAUCCUCAGCGAUUCUCGCCAUCCUAGCGGUCCUCAGCCGCAAUGCUGUUCUUCACGGGAGGGCACGUUCAUAUUUGGAUCUGGUCCGUGGGCAAUGGCUUGACAUGGAAGUAGCUGGAAACUACUCCGUGGGCUUCAUACGUUUGGCAAUCAAAGCGGAGAAGAUCCUUACCGCGGAGGAAUCGGAAAAGGUCAACAUCGUGCGGGAGCUGCAAGGGCUUCUCAUGAAUAAGCGGACUGAAGUCGUCGUUAAGGUAUCAAGUAAUCUCAAAGGAACCCGGCUACCUGACUGGAAAAGUCCCUGUGCGAAAUGUGGAAAACAAAGAAGCGGGACUCUGCUCACAGCAGCGGGAGAGUGCGCCCCUUGUGUACUCGGGUACAAACCCAAGACCGACGGACCUGAAGAUGGGAGUCACAUGUACGAUUGUAGCAGAUGUCUAGUCCGGUAUGCUGUCAUCGAGACAGCAGAUCUCAAGGUUGUUCGCCCACGUUGCCACUAUUGCCGUCUCGACCUCCCUUCCCCUGUCAUAAGAUGUAUCUCUUGCAACGUGCGUUACAUCGACGCCAACGGUCUGCUCGCGAAGAAUGGCGAUGGGAAAUGUGCGCCCUGUGCAGUCGGUCCCCGUGUCGAUGCAAUCACUGGCCCGAUGGAGAACGUAGAGACGACCAUAGGGCGAUUGUAUGUCGAAUCGCCCAGCAAUCGGUGCACGAUCCAUGAAGCUUUAAACCUCCUUGCAACGCCGCCGGCCUACGACAUUAUGCAAAAUUCAGGUGGAGGCGUGUACUCUAUGCGGCAUGUCUUCCGCAGAGUAUCUUGCCCUACAGAUGCAAAUGGGCAUUACCGAUACCAGCUCACAUACCGUGGCAGAUCAAUACACAACAUCGAAGCUGUUCUGGAUACGAUACGGGAAUGGGCAAGGAAGCAUACUGCGGAACUUGGGAUGUGCAUGAUGUGCUGCGAGGAGAUGAAGAAGGAGACAAUGGUCACGGCUUGUGGGCGGAGCGGUUGCGUCGUGAAAUGUUGCGCUCCUUGCGUAACCACGUGGUAUGGUUAUCUUCAACGCGGCCACGUCCUGCCACCAGCAAAUAUGGUUUGCCCUUUCUGCAAAAGAUCUCCGUCUUCGCGGGUUCUCGCCCGCCACAACCGCGAAGCCUGUGAGCUUAUUAGACAGCGGCCUGCGAACGGAUACGAUCCGGGGUGGUACUAUGGAUGGUGUACGAUGUGCAUGAGGCCUCGGCAAUGGAUGGAGAAGCGCCUGGGCUCAAUGCGCGGGAUUGCCCUUCUUGUGGAGUCACGAUCGAGAAGACCUACGGUUGCGAUCAUAUCACAUGUCGCUGUGGACAACACUGGUGCUGGCGAUGUGGAAGCAAGUUUACAGCGCAAACGAUAUACUCGCACAUCUACGGGUGUCGCGGAGAUGAGAUAUUUGCAGCUUUCAACAACAACAACGGACAGAAUGACGAAGGCUAUGGCGGAGGCUAUGAAGGUUAUGAUGAUGAGGAAGAUGAAUAUUAUGAUGAUUAUUAGGACAAUGCUACCCCUAUUGUUGUAUCCUAUCCUAGAGGGCAAUGGACUGUCAAGCCUCACAUGCGGGUACCUCCCCAUGGGUGCCACCAUCUAUACCGAAGAAGUCCACAAAGUCGCCAACGCCAACCCGGCCACAAAGCUCUCCCCCUCCGACAUCUGGCAGCACGACUACACCUGGAGCGGACACCCCACCUGCGCCGCCGUCGCGCUCAAGUGUCUGCAGCUCCUGAAGGACGAGAACCUCAUCUCACGCGCGGUGGUGACGGGCGAUAAGUUCCGUCAGAUCUUGAAGGAGGAGCUGGAAGGGUUGAUGGUGGUCAAGCAGAUCCGGGGCAAGGGGAUCAUGAUCGGGAUUGACCUGAUGAGUGAUUUCGCGACGGAUGUUGAGUUGAAGAUGUUAUUGGAAAGAAAGGUGGUGUUGCGGGCGAGCUCCAACAAGCAUUGUUUGUUGAUGACGCCUCCUGUCAUUUUGACGGAGGAGGAGAUGAGGGAGGUUGCGAAGGGGUUGAAGGAUGUGUUGUCGAGCUGGGCGACGACGGCGGAGGCGUUGACCAGCAAGCCAAGGCAGUGGUGA
Molecule: messenger RNA, 3642 nt
Organism: Fimicolochytrium jonesii
Lineage: Eukaryota; Fungi; Chytridiomycota; Chytridiomycetes; Spizellomycetales; Powellomycetaceae
Exons: 3
Coding region: 67-3642 (1191 amino acids)
Molecular function (GO): pyridoxal phosphate binding; identical protein binding; transaminase activity
Source: RefSeq, a predicted model, not a curated record